UCGCUCGAGACUUCGCUUCGGAGUCUUUCAGCUUGCCUAAUGGACGACGGCACCCGAUUCAGAGGCAGAGAAACCAUGGGUGUCCAAGCAGUGACUCGAUCGUCUCCUCCGCCCAGAUUGAAGACUUUAAGCCACAAGUUUAUGGAAAAUCCUAAGGUACCCUUUGCUGUUGCUCUGGUCUUUGCGGAUGCCAUCCUUGCCUUCCUCAUCAUCUCAUUUGUCCCAUAUACAAAGAUAGAUUGGGACGCUUACAUGUCACAGGUUACUGGGUUUCUUGGAGGGGAAAGAGAUUACAAGAACCUGAAAGGUGAUACUGGGCCUCUGGUCUACCCAGCCGGAUUUCUAUACAUCUAUUCUGCAUUCCAGUAUCUAACUGGAGGAGAAAUUUAUCCAGCUCAGAUUUUGUUUGCAUUUUUGUAUACUCUCAAUCUGGCAAUCAUUCUCCUGGUAUAUGUGAAGACUGAUGUGGUUCCCUGGUGGGCCCUUUGCUUGCUUUCUUUGUCAAAAAGAUUGCACUCUAUUUUCAUGCUUCGUCUCUUCAAUGAUUGUGUGGCCAUGACACUUCUUCAUGCUGCUUUGCUCUUAGUCAUACACCAAAGGUGGCAUCUUGGUUUAAUUAUGUUCAGUGGGGCUGUUUCGGUGAAGAUGAAUGUGCUUCUUUAUGCUCCGCCCUUAUUGCUGCUGAUGCUAAAGGCCAUGGAUAUCAGCAGGUUGUUAUUGGCGUUAGCUGGUGCAGCAUUGGUUCAGAUAUUGUUGGGACUUCCUUUCCUGGUUUCACAUCCAGUUGCAUAUAUAUCGAGAGCCUUCAAUCUUGGCCGUGUCUUCAUUCAUUUCUGGUCCGUUAACUUCAAGUUCAUGCCUGAACCAGUCUUUAUAUCCAAAGGAUUUGCAAUCUUUUUGCUGGCUGCUCACCUCAUAUUACUUACUUUGUUUGCGCACUAUAGAUGGUGCAAACAUGAAGGAGGACUUAUCACUUUUCUGCACUCCAGAUAUGUCUCUAUGAGGCAUGGCAAGGCCAGUUCAUCUUCCGUGAAGGUUCUUACUAAAGAACAUAUUGUGACGACUAUGUUUGUUGGAAAUUUCAUUGGCAUUGUUUGUGCAAGGUCGUUGCAUUAUCAAUUUUAUUCAUGGUAUUUCCAUAGCUUACCUUACCUUCUGUGGAGAACAAAUUAUUCGACAUUGAUGCGGUUAAUUUUGUUCAUGGGAGUGGAGAUGUGUUGGAAUAUCUAUCCUUCAAGCAGCCUUUCUUCAGGGCUGCUUCUCUGCCUCCACUUAAUUAUACUCUGGGGUUUGUGGUCUGCUCAACCGGAUUAUCCCUAUGUACAAGAUAAAUCAUCCACACAAAAAGAUAGAUAGAAGUUCUGGAGCCUCCUUUUUCUUCUAUUUCUGUGGAGGAAAGGGACAAACUAUUUCUCCCUCACCUCCCUUUUUUUGGUGUUUUUUUUUUUUUAAUGUGAGUCCUAGUGUUCUAUUUUAUUUAGAAAUUCUUGUGUGAAAUACUCUCAUACUCUCAAAUACUCUUUAUAUCCGUUUUUUUUUUUAAUAAUAAAUAGUUUUUGAGUA
Molecule: messenger RNA, 1563 nt
Organism: Neltuma alba
Lineage: Eukaryota; Viridiplantae; Streptophyta; Magnoliopsida; Fabales; Fabaceae
Product: dol-P-Man:Man(5)GlcNAc(2)-PP-Dol alpha-1,3-mannosyltransferase-like
Exons: 13
Coding region: 40-1356 (438 amino acids)
Cellular component (GO): endoplasmic reticulum
Molecular function (GO): dol-P-Man:Man(5)GlcNAc(2)-PP-Dol alpha-1,3-mannosyltransferase activity
Source: RefSeq, a predicted model, not a curated record